This is a messenger RNA of Empidonax traillii (willow flycatcher), 1610 nucleotides long. RefSeq lists its product as uncharacterized. Gene Ontology annotation, cellular component: membrane. Bases 212 to 880 code for a protein of 222 amino acids. NCBI's taxonomy places the organism in Eukaryota, Metazoa, Chordata, Aves, Passeriformes, Tyrannidae. The transcript has 7 exons. The record is from RefSeq and is a predicted model, not a curated record.
CCCUCCACGGCACCCGGCCGGCACUGCGGAGACUCUCCCGGCCCUCGCCGGGCUCUUUUUCGCCCGGAAAGCACUCGGGACUCUUUUCCCCCGGAAGCGGAGCCGGAGCUUUCCCGGUCCCUGCCCGCCGCAGGAAAAGCUCUUCUUCCUCCCCUGGAAGGCCGCUGCGCCGCUUGCCAGCCUCUGUGAUUUAUGUGUGACUCGGAGCAGAAUGGAUCGCUAUCGAUACUUCAUCUUCAACCAGAGGAACAUGGUGGUGCUGGGGAUGUUCCAGAUAGCCCUCAGCACGGUGUGCGUCGUCAGCGGGUUCUUAGAUAGCAUUUUCAGAACAGAGUCUCAGCUGGGCAGAACCAGAGCUCCAAUUUGGGCUGGGAUGGUGAUGGGAGUCCCAGGCGUGCUGGCUUUGUUUUCCUCUCAGAGGAAGAAUCCAAUCCUUGUGAAUGUACUGAUAGUUGCUUCCAUAAUCUCUUGUGUUGCCAUCCUCAUCGUAAUAGGUUACAGCUCCUUUACGCUGAACUAUGGUGAAGAGGAGGAGCUGAGUUCUGCCCCAGUCCAUGUUAUCCACACUAGGUUCAUACUCAGUAAGGUAGUCAAGGGUGCUAACAUAGCCAUGCUGGCUGCAUCUAUCUGCAGUGCCUUUUUCGUGCUGGCCAUGGCUUACUUGGGGUGCCGGAGCCUUCCACGCUGCUCCUGCUACGACAGUGUGACUGGGAUGGAAUGGUUGCAACCUACUGAGGACCAAAAUCAGGCUGUGGAAAUGGUUUGUGCUGUACAAAGCCCUGGGGGCAGGAUUUUCAACUUCCCAGAUCGGUUUCCAGCCCAGGAUGUGGAUGCAGAGGAAGACACAUCCAAACCUCCACCAUAUGUCAGACUGACUUGAGAAAGUGGUUGAACGUUUUGUUCAAAUGUGGCAGAAGAGAUGUAACAAGCUCUUAAUCCUUAAAGAUGGUUAUGCACUUUUCCUUGGCCUCUUGAGAAGCACACACAGAAGGAGAGAACUAUUGAAUGCCAAACAUUCAGCAGAGACCACAGUGCAGAGGAGAAGAUCCGCAAGUGGUUUGGGACGUUCAGGCUUUGUAUAGUUAAAAUACCUCAUUGCCUCUGGAAAGCGUGAGCAUUUUUUUCCUCUGGCUUUUGUACUUAAAUCAUCUUUUAUUUCACUAGAACUCAUCAACCAAUUUGUGUAGCAGUGAAAGCCUUAGCCAUUUAAAUAUUAAAUACAAUUGAAUUUUUUUCAACUGCUGUCUCGAUUUCUCCCUCUUACCGAGUGAAUUAUUUGGAUUAUGUGAUACCCAGAGAACAAUAACGAAGGACCCGCUUCAUCACUGAGCUUCAGAGUGUUUUCCUUGUCUUCUCAGUAGGAGUAGGGGCAGGACAGGUUUUUGAUAUGAAGCCUUGACAAUGCCAUUCAGGUGCCUCUGUCAGAAUGUGGAUUCUGAGAGGUGUACAUGUGUCAGUACAAUCAGUUUUAGUGCUGAAGUGUAAUGCUAGAGUGUGGUAGGAACGGGAGCUGCAGUAGCUCCUCUUACAGAGUCACUUACAAAUACUCUGAACUCAGUUCAGGUUUUUCUAUUGAGAGACUUUGGAGACUGAAAGUUUAAAAGAAAUGC